AUGGGGAGGACAAGGAAUUUGGAGUUGGUACGCAACAGCACGGAAAAACCUUCGCUGAACAUGUUUGAUCAUAAAGACAAAAACAAGAUGGUAUUGUUAAGAGGAUCGAAGGAUGAACCCGAGAACUUUAAGUACCUUACAACAUAUCUCUUCUAUAUGAUUGUGAGAGGAGAGGUUACGGGUAAGUCGCAAAUCGAGUCAUCUGAGAACAUAACAGGAAUUUUGUGGAUGUGGUAUGAGAAAUGGAUAAGUGAUCGGAGGCGAGUAAAGUUUAUGGAGAAACAUUUAGCAAUAUUAAGGGAGAGAGCAAGAUAUUCACCCCAAGCAACCAAUCUAUUCUAA
This is a messenger RNA of Cinara cedri, 342 nucleotides long. The record is from the annotation of a GenBank genome assembly. Lineage: Eukaryota; Metazoa; Arthropoda; Insecta; Hemiptera; Aphididae.